AUGGCACAAUCCACUCCUCGAGUUUGGUUGAUUACCGGUUCUUCCUCUGGGUUCGGCAGGGCGAUGACGGAAGAGGUCUUGCGUAACGGCGAGAUUGUCGUCGCAACUCUGCGCAAGCCCUCCGCCCUUGAUGACCUCGCUGCCAAAUAUCCGCGCACUCGGCUCCUAGUGCUCCCCCUAGACGUGACGAAUGAAGCGCAGGUUAAAUCUGUCUUCGCACAGGCCAAGAAUGCCUUUGGGCACGUCAAUGUCGUGUAUAACAACGCGGGGCAGGUGUUUUAUCAAGAGUUGGAGGGGACGUCAUUGGACCGUGGCAGGGCACUAAUGGAUGUCAAUUUCUGGGGCGCCGUAACGGUAAGCUUUGAGGCGGUUAGAUUCUUUAGAGAGGAGAACCCGAAGGGUUAUGGGGGGAUGCUCGUUCAAGUAUCGAGCGUGGCAGCGACCGCAGGGGUCCCUUUGCUCGGGUUCUAUAACACUACGAAAGCAGCCUUGGAUUCGUUCACCGAAGUCCUGGCACAGGAAGUGCUUCCUGCUUGGAACAUUCGUUUCGUAAAUGUCCACCCAGGUUGGACGCGCACGCCCAUUUCAUCAAGUGAGGUGCUUGAGCCUCCGGCAGUGUACGCAUCGGAACCGGCAGCCGCAACCACGAAGAUGCGUGCUGGGUUUGAUGCGUUCAUCAAAAGCGAUGCGCUGGCUGAUGCUGAGGUUGUAACAAAACGCAUUUGGUCGGUGACGCGGAUGGACGAUGAAAACCUACGCAAGGGUGUUCAGGAGGGCAUCCCAGGCCUUGUGAACGUGUAUACGGGCAUGGACUCGCUGGAGGGUGUGCAUGCAAAGAUUGGACGGCUGCACGGUGAGCUGAUGUGGAAUACGAAAGUCCAUUAUGAACUUUAGUCUCGUGCACAUCUACAAAACGAACAGUCAGUUCUGCAGAAGUAAUUUGUGUAAACUCCCCAGAUGAGACUCAGAUGAAAUAGUGAUGGACGUGAUGAAAUAAGCGACAUACCUGGUGCGAUCUGGCGACGGUUCAUGCUCAGUUGUGGUCUUAAUAUACCAUUCUCGACAAACUUGGAAAAUUUGUAGUCUUUCAAGUCACUGAGACGGCACUCACGGUGUGGAUAACCGAC
Molecule: messenger RNA, 1127 nt
Organism: Suillus subalutaceus
Lineage: Eukaryota; Fungi; Basidiomycota; Agaricomycetes; Boletales; Suillaceae
Product: NAD-P-binding protein
Exons: 5
Coding region: 1-894 (297 amino acids)
Molecular function (GO): oxidoreductase activity
Source: RefSeq, a predicted model, not a curated record